Molecule: messenger RNA, 1761 nt
Organism: Neltuma alba
Lineage: Eukaryota; Viridiplantae; Streptophyta; Magnoliopsida; Fabales; Fabaceae
Product: laccase-15-like
Exons: 6
Coding region: 1-1761 (586 amino acids)
Biological process (GO): lignin catabolic process
Cellular component (GO): apoplast
Molecular function (GO): hydroquinone:oxygen oxidoreductase activity; copper ion binding
Source: RefSeq, a predicted model, not a curated record
AUGACUUCAUUGGAGUUAAAAUUAGUACUUAAAUGGGAAUGUGAUGAUUUCGACGACAUAUCUACCUAUCUAGAUCUAGCAGGACCCGAAGAGAUGCUUCCGAUAAAUCAGAAACAGAGGCAGAAGUCUCUCUCUCAGACACAAACACAUGAAAAUGUGGUGAAAGAAGCUAAAUAUACAAGACUUUGCGGCACAAAAAGCAUAUUGACAGUGAAUGGAGAAUUUCCAGGGCCUAUAAUUACUGCUUCCAAGGGUGAUACAGUUUACGUCGAUGUGUAUAACAGAGGCAGGCACAACAUCACUUUACACUGGCACGGGGUGAAGCAGCCAAGGAAUCCAUGGUCAGAUGGUCCUGAAUACAUCACACAAUGUCCUAUACAACCAGAGGGGAGGUUCAGGCAAAAGGUGGUUUUCUCUACAGAGGAAGGAACCUUAUGGUGGCAUGCUCACAGUGGUUGGUCCAGAGCCACUGUCCAUGGAGCUAUCAUAGUCUAUCCCAACAAGAACUGUGCCUACCCUUUUCCCAGACCUGACGCAGACAUACCCAUCAUAUUUGGAGAAUGGUGGAAGGAGGAUGUGAUGAAGGUGUAUACUGAGUUCCUGGACUCUGGAGGAACUCCAAGUAAUUCUGAUGCAAUCACUAUAAACGGCCAGCCAGGUGAUCUUUAUCCUUGCUCAAACUCAGAAACAUUCAAGUUCGUUGUACAAGAAGGGAAGACUUACCUUCUUCGUAUGGUUAAUGCUGCAAUGAACUUGAUUCUGUUUGUGUCUGUUUCAAAUCACAAGCUCACGCUCGUGGGAGCAGAUGGAAGCUACACGAAGCCAUUGACUAGAGAUUGCAUCGCAAUAGCUCCAGGCCAAACGAUGGAUGCUUUGUUAUAUGCCAACCAGGAGCCAAAUCAGUAUUAUUUAGCAGCAAAGGCAUAUUCAAAUGGGAUUGGAGUUGCAUUCGAUAACACCACAACCACAGCUAUUGUUCAGUACAAAGAGAAAUAUAACGCAUCUUCAUCUCUCUCAUUACCCCAUAUCCCCUCCUAUAAUGACACGCAGGCAGCUUUUAACUUCUAUAGUAACAUUAGAGGGUUGCCUCAGAAAUUUCCCCUCAAAGUUCCACUGAAAAUUUCUACUCGCAUGAUGAUCACUCUCUCCAUAAACACAUUUCCAUGUCUGUCCGGCCAGUCCUGCGAGGGACCCAAUGGAACCCGUUUGGCUUCAAGCAUGAACAACAUAAGUUUUGAAAACCCAAACAUCGCUAUACUGGAAGCUUACUACUACCACAUCAAUGGAGUGUUUGGCAGGCGAUUUCCCAUGUUUCCGCCAUUGAUUUUUAACUUCACUGCUGAUUAUUUGCCUUUAGUUCUGCAGACACCUAAGCGGGGGACAGAGGUUAAGAUUCUCGAGUAUGGUGAAAUAGUAGAACUUGUUUUCCAAGGGACAAACUUAGUUGCAGGAUUUGACCAUCCAAUGCAUCUUCAUGGAUUCAAUUUCUAUGUUAUUGGAUAUGGAUUUGGGAAUUUCAACAAACGAUUGGACUACAGAAAUUUCAAUCUCGUUGAUCCUCCCCUCAUGAACACAGUUAUUGUGCCCAAAAAUGGCUGGGCUGCCAUCAGGUUCAGGGCUACCAACCCAGGACUGUGGUUGCUGCAUUGCCAUCUAGAGCGGCAUAUUUCUUGGGGAAUGGAGACUGUCUUCAUCGUGAAGAAUGGGUUAAGGUUCAAUGAAACAUUGCCGCCUCCGCCACCUGACAUGCCACCAUGUUGA